CGAAACCUCAUAUUUUUCAAGGACAGCAAUAAUACACUAAUAUACAGUAUGUUUGAGUCUCAAAAGCCAUUUUCUAUAGGAAAUAAGGAAUCAUCAGGAAAUACAGUCUUUUCAUUUGGAUCUUCAGCACAAACAAAUGUAUCAUCAUCACAACCAACAUUUUCUUUUAAUACGGCUCAACAACAGGAUAAACCACAGGGAUUUUCGUCUCUGGAGAUGAAUACAGUACCGUCUGUUAAUAAUACAAGCGUUUCAAAUCCAUUAGUUCAGCCAUCAGGGGGAUUUUCGUUUGGAAAUCCGUUUCAAAAGACAGAUAAAUGUAAUAUUGUAUUAGAUCCAUUACAGACGUCUAAUACACAAAAUACAACACAUUCACAGUCAGAACCAACAUUACAGUCAGGACAAGUGAUAUCAGGUGCAACACAUUAUACAGAGAUUCCAAAGGAUGGAAGGGAUUUUUUAGAAGAAAUGGAUAAAUAUAUUAUCACACAAACACAAAUUUCAGAUUAUCUUCAAUCACAGGCGUCUUCUAUUGAUGAACUUGUCAAAUCAGUGCCUAAAGAUGUAAAAGAAGUAACUAAAAGGUCAGAUCAAAUAGCAACAGACUUAAUAUCAGAUGUGAAUCAGCUUAUGACACUUAGAAUGACAGUAGAUAACGAUUAUAACAAUGCCAAGUUAUCGAAAAAUGUAAUUAGUUCAGUACCUAUGCCAUAUAUAGAUUGUUCUCGUGUAAAAGAUCCAAUACUAGCAUACUUUGAAAAUACAUCAAAUGAUAUAGAAAAGAAGAUCAAUAAUUAUGCAAAGAAUAUAGAAGAUCUUGAAAAACAUUUAGAAUAUCUUGAAAAAGAUCAUAGCGAGAACAAAACAAGUCCAGAAGCAUUGUUAAAUACACUCAAAGCAGAAUAUGACUUCUUUCUUGCAUUGAGUAAUAAUGCAGCAGAGGUGCAUGACAAAAUUAAGCAGCUUCAAAUUCACAAUUUAGGUACAAAUUUUGUUAGCCAAUAAAAUAAAUUUUUAAGUUAUAUAAUAUGCACUAUUUCACAAG
Molecule: messenger RNA, 1045 nt
Organism: Pneumocystis carinii B80
Lineage: Eukaryota; Fungi; Ascomycota; Pneumocystomycetes; Pneumocystales; Pneumocystaceae
Exons: 5
Coding region: 49-1005 (318 amino acids)
Biological process (GO): nucleocytoplasmic transport
Cellular component (GO): nuclear pore
Molecular function (GO): structural constituent of nuclear pore
Source: RefSeq, a predicted model, not a curated record